AUGGCAUCAUCUGAAUACACACCUCGGGCAUGGCUCGUAAUAUUCGGGGCCUUCACCUGUCUCUUCUGCACCGUUGGUUUCAUGAACUCAUUCGGUAUCUUUGAAGAAUACUAUGGCAAGAACCAACUUUCGUCAAGUUCAUCAUCUACCAUUGCAUGGCUUGGAGCUAUUUCCAUAUUUUUUCUCUUCUCAAUAUCCAUUGGAUCAGGUGCAAUGCUCGAUAUAUUUGGACCCAAGCUUAUGGUUUACACCGGGUCAAUCGGUACCGUCUUUUCAAUGAUGAUGAUUUCGCUUUGCCAGAAGUUCUACCAGUUCCUGCUCGCACAAGGUGUUCUUUUGGGCAUCUCUAUGGCUCUUGUUUCAUGGCCUAUGCUUGCACUGGUCGGACAAUAUAUCAAAGUUAAACGUGGAGCUGCUAUGGGCAUCGUGCUUGCAGGCUCCUCUCUCGGUGGCAUUAUUUGGCCGAUCGCAAUUGACAGACUGCUCAAAAAUCCCAGUAUCGGAUUCCCGUGGACCAUGCGAAUCGUCGGGUUUGUUAUGAUACCUUGCUUCAUAUUUUCUUGUUCUGUUGCCAAGUCCCCCGUCGUACCAUUGACGCAUGCAACGAAUGAGGCAUGCGAGGAUCCAGCAGACGAGAAGACCGCUGAGCCGGAUAUCAAGUCGCCAGAUCGCAAGACAGAAGUUUUGGACCUUUUCAAACAGCGUUCGCUGCAGCUGUUGUGUCUUGCCAUGUUUAUUACUUACUUUGGGAUGUUCUCUCCGUUUUUCUACACCACAUCAUUCGCCGUGGAAAAAGGCUUCUCCACAACUUUGGCUUUCUAUACUGUGUCGAUUGUGAACGGCACUUCAUUCUUUGGUCGGAUUCUUCCAGGUAUUGUGGCUGAUAAAUACGGCAAAUUUAACUGCUGCAUCUUAGCCACCAUGACUGCAGGAAUCGUCGCCCUUUGCUGGACCAAGGUGACAUCUGUUGCUGGACUUGUGAUCUGGUGUGCUGCUUAUGGAUUUGCUUCUGGAGGUAUCCUAUCUCUACAACAAGCCUGUGCUGCACAAGUCGCCAGCCCAAAUACCCUUGGCCUUGCAAUCGGGAGUGUUUCAGGAUCCACAGCUCUAUCUGCCAUGGCCAAUGUGCCUAUCAGCGGUGUUCUCUCUGAAAAAUAUGGAUAUCUCUCGCUGUCGCUGUUCUCCGGCAUAUCACUGCUUCUCGGUGGUCUACUGCUGAUUGCUGCCCGUAUGGCACAAAGCAAACAACUUCGAGCGAUCGUCUGA
This is a messenger RNA of Penicillium nucicola, 1266 nucleotides long. RefSeq lists its product as uncharacterized. Gene Ontology annotation, biological process: transmembrane transport. The record is from RefSeq and is a predicted model, not a curated record. Lineage: Eukaryota; Fungi; Ascomycota; Eurotiomycetes; Eurotiales; Aspergillaceae. The transcript is spliced from 5 exons. Bases 1 to 1266 code for a protein of 421 amino acids. Gene Ontology annotation, cellular component: fungal-type vacuole membrane. Gene Ontology annotation, molecular function: transmembrane transporter activity.